Messenger RNA from Triplophysa dalaica, 1837 nucleotides. RefSeq names its product phospholipid scramblase 3a (gene plscr3a). The transcript has 7 exons. The record is from RefSeq and is a predicted model, not a curated record. Gene Ontology annotation, molecular function: phospholipid scramblase activity. Gene Ontology annotation, cellular component: plasma membrane. The coding region runs from base 152 to 856 and encodes 234 amino acids. NCBI's taxonomy places the organism in Eukaryota, Metazoa, Chordata, Actinopteri, Cypriniformes, Nemacheilidae. Gene Ontology annotation, biological process: plasma membrane phospholipid scrambling.
GAAGGUGUGGCAUGUCAUGUGCACACUUUUUUCCCCAUUCACGUGAGUUAGUGUAGGUGCGUUAAGAGCUAUAAAGCUGUGUUUUUCUUCAUUCUGUUCAGAGGCGACCAAGUUCUUAGUGAGAGGAUUUCCCGGUUUAAUUGAGUUCACGAUGUCCGAGCCUUCUUAUAACCCUGGGGCAGUGCCUCCUGGUCUGGAAUACCUGACACAGAUUGACCAGAUAUUAGUGCAUCAAAAGAUUGAGCUCCUUGAGGCCAUUAUUGGCUUUGAGACUAAUAACCAGUAUGAGAUUAAGAACAGCAUGGGUCAACAGAUCUACCAUGCCAAAGAACUCAAUGACUGCUGCACACGGAAUUUCUGUGGCCCUCUGCGCAAUUUUGAAUUGAAAAUAACAGAUAAUAUGGAUCAAGAAGUGAUUCAUCUAGUCAGGCCCUUCCGCUGCACUUCCUGCUGUUGUCCCUGUUGUCUUCAAGAGAUGGAGGUGCAGGCUCCUCCGGGUAACACAAUAGGCUACAUCUCUCAAGACUGGCAUAUGUUCAAGCCUAAAUUCUCCAUCUACGACAUGUCCAAAAUCAAAGUGUUGUCGAUCGAGGGACCUCUGUGUGCCAUCAGCUGCUGUGGGGAUGUGGAUUUUGAAAUUCAUGGUAAGGAUGGGCAUCCUCUAGGGCGGAUCAGUAAACAGUGGACUGGCCUUAUAAAAGAGGGACUGACUGAUUCAGAUAAUUUCGGCAUUAACUUUCCUAUGGACCUAGAUGUGAGGAUGAAAGCAGUCCUGAUGGGAGCAUGUUUCCUUAUAGACUACAUGUUUUUCGAGAGUACUGGUGAUUCUAAGCAGCGAUGCAGUGUGUUUGGCUGAUAGACAAUGUUACAAGAUUUUUUUAGUUAACCAAGAAUGGUUAGGCAUUUGUGAAAACCAGGCUAAAGUCUCAAAAUUUGGUCAUGAGAUAAAAUUUCAUGUCAUCCAUUAAUUUUUAUGAUAAUUUCAGUGUUUGACAUGGCAUAGUCAACGUUAAAGAUAUCAAGGUUAUUUUAUCACAGAAUUUUUUUUACAUUAUGUAUAAUGAUUUUAUGUAGAAAAAUCAUCGAAAUUUACUUUAGCUGGGUUUUUUUACAGACUGGGUCACAUUUGACUAACAAAUGUUUAGUCUUUCUAUCUACUGUAGGUAAAUAUAUAAAUAAAGCACUUCUGAACAUGUGUCUAAAUGCACAGAGAAUUUGAAUUUAGUAUUUUGUAUUAAAAAUUGAAGUUAUAUCACUUCUAGACAUGACGAUAGAAACUUUUAGAAAUGUUGUUCAUUGUUGUUUACUACCUUAAUAACUAUUAAUUAGCGACAAAUUAGUCGUUUACUGAGGCCAAAAAAGUCAUAGUUUAUGGUUUAUUAAUACCGAGAAUUGGACCUUAAAAUAAAGUGUGACCGUAUUUAUCUAAAAUCAGACUUCUAUUUUUUGGUGACUCUGCCAACAGAAAGUUAAUUGAUAAUUUAUCACUUGUAAAUAUACAUACACCUUAUUAAGGUUACAAACAAGUUAAACCAAGUAUUCCCUCAGAAUCCUGCGGGAGAGUUGUGGAUUUUUACCCACUGAUACAUUAAGGGGAUACUUUACCCAAAUAUAAAAUUCUGUCAUGAUUUACUCACCUUUGAGCUGUUCCAAAUCUGUAUAAAUGUAUUUGUUUUGAUGAACACAGAGAAAGAUAUUUGGAGGAAUGCUUAUAACCAAACUGAUCUUGCUCAAUCGCAAGAUCUUGUUCAAUCACAUAGUAGGAAAAAUUACUUUAUAAUUUAUUUUUCGUUCUGUUGAAAACAGAAGAAGACAUUUGAAGAAAACAGUUCUAGGG